Molecule: messenger RNA, 5142 nt
Organism: Dipodomys spectabilis (banner-tailed kangaroo rat)
Lineage: Eukaryota; Metazoa; Chordata; Mammalia; Rodentia; Heteromyidae
Gene: Znf618
Product: zinc finger protein 618
Exons: 16
Coding region: 28-2955 (975 amino acids)
Source: RefSeq, a predicted model, not a curated record
CCGGGCCGCCUCCUCCCGCUCGGACCCAUGAGCCAGCCGGGCGGCGCGGCGGCUCCGCAGGCUGACGGAGCCAGUACAGCUGGAAGGAAAAGCACUGCAAACAGGGAGCGCUUGAAGCGCAGCCAGAAGAGCUCCAAGGUGGAGGGCCCGGAGCCGGGGCCGGCCGAGGCUUCGCUGAGUGCCGAGCAGGGGACGAUGACGGAGGUGAAGGUGAAGACAGAGCUACCUGAUGACUACAUCCAGGAGGUGAUCUGGCAGGGCGAGGCCAAGGAGGAGAAGAAGGCCGUCAGCAAGGAUGGGACCGGCGAUGUACCUGCAGAGAUCUGUGUGGUGAUCGGCGGGGUCCGCAACCAGCAGACCCUUGAUGGAAAAGCACCCGAAGGCAGCCUCCAUGGUGGAUCUUUGCGAAGCCGGUAUUCAGGGAGCUGGAUUUUUGACCAAGCAAUGAAAUAUGCAUCUGGGUCUUAUGAGUGUGGCAUCUGUGGCAAGAAGUACAAGUAUUACAACUGCUUCCAGACUCAUGUCCGGGCACACCGUGACACUGAAGCCACGUCGGGGGAGGGAGCCUCCCAAAGCAACAAUUUCAGGUACACAUGUGACAUCUGUGGGAAGAAGUACAAGUACUACAGCUGUUUCCAGGAGCACCGGGACCUGCACGCGGUAGAUGUGUUUAGUGUGGAAGGGGCCCCCGAGAAUCGGGCAGACCCAUUUGACCAAGGUGUCGUGGCCACAGAUGAGGUGAAGGAGGAACCCCCAGAGCCAUUUCAGAAAAUCGGGCCAAUGAACAAUAUUACAUCAGACAUUUUUAAGAAGAAAGAAGUUAGGCAGAGCCAGAAGAGAGGUAAAGAAACUGGCAAUUACACCUGCGAGUUCUGUGGAAAGCAGUACAAGUACUAUACACCGUACCAGGAGCACGUGGCCUUACACGCACCCAUCAGUACCGCCCCCGGAUGGGAGCCGCCAGAUGAUCCAGACACGGGUUCUGAGUGUUCGCAUCCAGAGGUCACCCCAUCUCCACGCUUCGUGGCAGCGAAGACCCAGACGAACCAGUCAGGGAAAAAAGCUCCGGCUUCCGUGGUUCGAUGUGCCACCCUCUUACACCGAACCCCUCCAGCCACCCAAACUCAACCGUUCCGCACUCCAAACUCGGGAUCUCCAGCCAGCAAGGCAACCGCAGAAAGCGCUUUCAGUCGAAGAGUAGAAGGCAAAGCACAAAACCACUUUGAAGAGACCAACAGCAGUUCUCAGAACUCCAGCGAGCCCUACACAUGCGGCGCCUGCGGCAUCCAAUUCCAGUUCUACAACAACCUGCUGGAGCACAUGCAGUCCCACGCAGCCGACAAUGAAAACAACAUCACCUCCAACCAGUCCCGAUCUCCACCUGCCAUCGUGGAAGAGAAGUGGAAACCUCAGGCCCAGAGGAAUAGUGCCAACAACACCACAAGCAGUGGUCUACCACCCAACAGCAUGAUCCCGGAGAAGGAGCGGCAGAACAUUGCAGAGCGGCUGCUGCGGGUCAUGUGUGCCGACCUGGGGGCGCUGAGCGUGGUCAGUGGGAAGGAGUUCCUCAAGUUAGCGCAGACCUUGGUGGACAGCGGUGCCCGCUACGGGGCCUUCUCAGUCACCGAGAUCCUGGGCAACUUCAACACGCUAGCACUGAAGCACUUGCCUCGCAUGUACAACCAAGUGAAGGUGAAGGUAACGUGUGCCCUGGGCAGCAAUGCCUGCCUGGGCAUCGGCGUCACCUGCCACUCGCAGAGCGUCGGUCCCGACUCCUGCUAUAUCCUCACGGCCUACCAGGCUGAGGGCAACCACAUCAAGAGCUAUGUGCUGGGCGUGAAGGGCGCUGACAUCCGUGACAGCGGCGACCUGGUGCACCACUGGGUGCAGAACGUGCUGUCGGAGUUUGUCAUGUCGGAGAUCCGGACAGUGUACGUGACAGACUGCCGGGUGAGCACGUCGGCCUUCUCGAAGGCCGGCAUGUGCCUUCGCUGCUCGGCCUGUGCCUUGAACUCGGUGGUGCAGAGCGUGCUGAGCAAGCGGACGCUGCAGGCCCGCAGCAUGCACGAGGUCAUUGAGCUGCUCAACGUGUGUGAGGACCUGGCAGGCUCCACGGGCCUCGCCAAGGAGACCUUUGGGUCCCUGGAGGAGACGUCGCCGCCGCCCUGCUGGAACUCAGUGACGGACUCCCUGCUGCUGGUGCACGAGCGCUACGAGCAGAUCUGUGAAUUCUACAGCCGGGCUAAGAAGAUGAACCUCAUCCAGAGCCUCAACAAACACCUGCUGAGCAACCUGGCUGCCAUCCUGACACCUGUGAAGCAGGCGGUCAUCGAGCUGAGCAACGAGAGCCAGCCUACCCUACAGCUCGUGCUGCCCACCUAUGUCCGGCUGGAGAAGCUGUUCACAGCCAAGGCCAAUGACGCCGGGACCGUCAGCAAGCUCUGCCACCUCUUCCUAGAGGCGCUCAAAGAGAACUUCAAGGUGCACCCAGCCCACAAAGUGGCCAUGAUCCUGGACCCGCAACAGAAGCUGCGGCCCGUGCCGCCCUACCAGCACGAAGAGAUCAUCGGCAAGGUCUGCGAACUCAUCAACGAGGUGAAGGAAUCUUGGACAGAGGAGGCUGACUUCGAACCCACUGCUAAGAAGCCCCGCUCCACGCCGGGUGAACACCCCACAGCUCAGGAGGACGACCGGCUAGGGAAGAACGAAGUGUAUGAUUACCUGCAGGAACCCCUUUUCCAGGCCACCCCUGACCUCUUCCAGUACUGGUCAUGCGUGACCCAAAAGCACACAAAACUAGCCAAGCUUGCCUUCUGGCUGCUGGCCGUUCCAGCUGUGGGGGCUCGAAGUGGGUGUGUAAAUAUGUGUGAGCAGGCACUUCUGAUCAAAAGGAGACGGCUGCUCAGCCCAGAAGAUAUGAACAAGCUCAUGUUUCUGAAAUCCAACAUGCUUUAAGACGCAGCUUCAGAAAAUUAAACAAAAAACAACUUAAAAAAAAAAAGACAAGAGAACGUUAGGGAAGGAAAAAUUAAAAAAAAAAAACACAACACUGUCACAAACAAAGGAAAGGAAUUUAAGUUCUAAACACUGUGGACCUCAUUAUAAACGCCCCCUCCCCCCAGGAAACUUAAGUGCUUUUUUUCCCCAUGUAUGUGUGUGUGUACGUAUGUCCGCACCCAGGCAUGUGUCCAGACAUGCAGGUGUGCGGUAUGGGGUGGGCUUCAUGCUCAGCUGUUGGCUGGAGAAGCUCCACCCACAUGUGUGCACACACAUACAACCCUGGUGCGCAUGUGCACGCCCACUCACAGGUGUGUGCAUCAGUUGGGUGUGUCAGGAAAGCCGGAAAGAGGGAGAUGGUUCACCUUUUCUCCAGCAGGGGCUCUGUAGAAGGACUCCAUUUUCAGGUGCGCAGAUUGGAAGAAGCCGAUACAAGGUAUGCAGCUGGUCAGGCGGCUGAGAUCUGAAGUGAGUGACCCGAUGCUCCCUGUCCUUCACCGCUAGUCCCUUCUUCAUCUCCCUCUCCAUCCCCUGAUUCCCCACAGACCCACCCUCCUGCCCUAGCUGCUCUGCCAUGGAUUCUCCAAACUGCAUUUGAUGGAGAGUUUCUGCACUGGACUUUGUUUCUCGUUCACCUUCAGGGCAUUGAGCUGCUGUCUCUUGGUGACUCCCACUCCAGGGUGUUCCCGGGGGGCAGUCGCUUUAGAAACACACCUAUCUAUCUCCCCAAAAUCAGGAAAGGAGACUUUCAAGAAUAUAAAAGCUGAUGUUUUGCUUUUUAAUAUAAGAGAAAGAGAGAGAAAGUGACUUUUUUUUUUUCAGAGAAGUAGUCAAUUGUCUCCACCCAAUACUUUUUUUUCCCCAACAUUUGAGCAAUGUUUAUCUUCCUUUGGGGGGGGGAAUUAAUUUUUUUUUCACAUUUGAUUUCAACUCUGCUAGGAGGCACUGAAUGUCGGUAACUUAUGUUUCAGAGUUUUUCUGUUUUGUUUUUGACUUGGCCUCAAGUCACACUGUAAACUAGCUCAUCUCAGUGGUAUAUUGGCUAUUGUAAGGUUUUUCUCAUCCUUCGCUGGGAGAACAGUUCUGAUCUCAUGUUAAGACAACCAAGACCAAGCUCAGGAUGGCACUGGCUGGAGACCAGGCUGGGUGGUUCCGAUAUGGGGUUUGGUGGAAGCUGCAGGGAGCAGCAUGGGGCCUCGGGGUCCUCUGAAUGUAAACAAAGACCCACCUACUGAUUGGCUGUCUGUACCAGGACAUCUGACUCCUGUACCCAGACUGCUGCACUCCUCACCUCAUCCCAGGCCUUCAUCGCAGCAGGAACUCCUAAUCGGAUCCAUAUUCACACCUGUCAUACCCCAGACCCACAGUCUCUUCUCCCCCUGCCCCCAUACCUGGGGGUCCCGGGACCUUUGUAGUGGGGCGAGGGAGAGUGUCCACAGCCCUCAGGGGUCCCACCAGGCCCCUAGUCCUCUACUCAGGACAGCAGCUGAGCAGGGUACCUUGUGGUCUGAACAGUUGAUAUCCAGAGGUGGACACAGUCAACUCCAUGCUGUGAAAGGGAUCUCUCCUGACCUCCCUCCUGACCCCUGGCCAGGAACAACUGAGCUUCGGCACACAGUCCUGCCUGAUGUUGAGAAGUGACAAGGGAAAGAUUGGCUGUGACCCCCAUUCCCGCCCACACGCCUCUCCGUAUCUCUCGGCUGCUGGUCCCACAGCCCUCUGGUGACCAGGGCUCUGAGAUGCUUGUGCUUCGGCUGCAAAGAGCCACCACUGAGGGGAGGAGGGAGCAUUGGCCAAGGCAACUUCUGCCAUUCUGGGACGGGCUAGGAGGGCACCCUCUCCCCAGGAAUAAAGCAUUACUCAACUGUGAGAUACCUCGACUACAAAAAGCACUGUACAUCCCUCUCCCGCUGAGACCCCCAACAGGAUGGGGCGAAGGUGGUUUAGAAACUCAAGAAGGCUUAGGAUUUUGAUUGUGGGUCCACAAUACUGUCCUCGGGAACCAGGCCUGCACAUUUCACCUCAUGAGAGAAUGAACCCAGAUCUCUCCUAUAGAGCCUUGGACACUGAAAUGAACCAAAUGGGCCAUUUCCACAUUCACUCCAGCAACCAUGGUCUCAGGAACACUAUUCAUACUCCUCUCCU